GUAAGCUAGUGUCUGAGCGGUGGGGAGGAAGUGGCGCCCGAAGUGGGUCCGCACCUUUUCCGGUAACACAGCACCGCGGGGCCGAAGGGAGAGAGCGAGCGAGAGGGGCGAAGAGAAGCCAGAGAGCGGGGAGAAACGAUCAGGGGACUGCGGGGUGGACAUUAGCCGCAGAGGCGGGGGUUAGGGUAAAAGAGAGAAGAAAGUCGGAUGAAUUAGUGACAUUGUCGGCCCUUGUUCCUCUUCAUGUCCCGCUGUCGCGGACCGAGGGGGAUUUUGAAUCCGUUUGUCCGGGAAAAAACAGUAGCAGCUACGCAACCGCCGCGGUGAAUUUCGUCGACAGGCCCCGGAGCGAGUGUGGACAACUGGCGGCCGAGGAGGAAGUGAGAAGCCUGGGCUUUGGACUGGGCCUGCCUCGGUGGAAGAAGGCGUCGAGACGUCCGUGGAAAUGUUGGUUCUGAAGGGCACAGGUUAGACUGAGGCACCGUCACUGUUACCCUCAAAGGGCUAUACACACACCCACUCAGGUCACUCAACACACUGUUGCGUCCGUGAAGCUUUUUUAUUUUUUUUUAUUACCGUUGUGAAAGUAUUUAUGCGUGUUGAACACGAUGGGGAAAAUGCUGUCAAAGAUCUUUGGCAACAAGGAGAUGAGAAUAUUGAUGCUUGGACUUGACGCCGCGGGCAAGACCACCAUCCUGUACAAACUGAAGCUGGGACAGUCGGUCACCACCAUCCCCACUGUGGGCUUCAACGUGGAGACGGUCACCUACAAGAACGUCAAGUUCAACGUGUGGGACGUGGGCGGCCAGGAUAAGAUCCGUCCGCUUUGGCGACAUUACUACACGGGCACGCAGGGCUUGAUCUUUGUGGUGGACUGCGCCGAUCGGGACCGCAUUGAUGAGGCCCGCCAGGAGCUCCACCGUAUCAUCAACGACCGUGAGAUGCGCGAUGCCAUCAUUCUUAUUUUCGCCAACAAGCAGGACCUGGCCGAUGCCAUGAAGCCCCAUGAGAUCCAGGAGAAGCUGGGCCUGACCCGCAUCCGUGACCGCAACUGGUACGUGCAGCCCUCGUGCGCCACAUCUGGCGACGGACUCUACGAAGGCCUCACCUGGCUUACCUCAAACUACAAAUCUUAACCCCGCUCGGAGAUGACGCCACCUCUAGCAAUUAUAUCCUCCUUUUAAUUCCCAUUUUUGAUCACUCACUUUUAGGAUUGUAAAGGGGUGGCAGGGUUUCGGUAAAUUUCCAAGUCAAGUUAAGCUCAGAAAUUUGGGAAAUGCAAUUACCGGGGUUCACUGUAUUCCAAAUUGGAAACUUUCCAUGGAAAUUAACACACACACACACACACACACACACACACACAAAAAAGACCAAGGGAGAACUUGAAAAACUAAAUAUGCUCGCAAAUCAAGGCACACUGCACUUAAAUUUGGUCAGGAUUACGCUACCAUAUAUUUCCUCUAAUAAUGUUAACUAACCUAUUUAGAGCCAAACUUAGUUCUCUUUCAUUCGCAGAUUUUUAUAUUUAUUUGCGUGAACUGGAUCUCUCCCCCCGUUCUUUCACUUUAUUUUUUUUUCUUUCAUGGCACUUAAAAUGAGUGUUGUAUUCCCAUUAAUUUCCGAGGAAAGUUUCCAUCCCAGAACCUUCUUCCCUAAAACCCCAAAUUUAUUAUUUACUUUGCUUUGCUCUUAUUUGCAAAUCUACCACGGCGACAUUCAUGAAUCUCGCCACGAGUAUUCCGCUACGUAUCCAAAGUUUGAGAGUCUUUUGAGGACAGAACGUUUGCCUUUAUCAGCAACAUUUUCCCGGACAUCAACAACAAGUGAUUGUACACUUUUUGGACAUUGGACAUUCACACACUGUGAUAUGGAUCUCUCUAUUUUUUUUUUUUUUUUGCUCAUUGUCUCACACAGAUCUUCCAUGUUUGUAGUUUCAGAUGCCUUAACACACACAAAAAAGUUUAUUUUUUCAGGGAAGGGCUGUUCUCUGCUGCACUUGUUUAGUUUGACUGACCUUUUCGGACCCUGCCAAGUGUUUACCACCUCCAUUUUGGUGCUCAAAUGAUCCAUGUUCCUCUGUCAUCGUCACGUACUUUUGUUUUAGGCUCUUUUUUUGCUGUGCUGAUUUGAAGUAAUAAAACAAAAAACCUACAUGAUUACAUCCA
Messenger RNA from Syngnathus acus (greater pipefish), 2165 nucleotides. Its product is annotated as ADP-ribosylation factor 6-like. Gene Ontology annotation, molecular function: GTPase activity; GTP binding. Gene Ontology annotation, cellular component: cytoplasm. Bases 609 to 1136 code for a protein of 175 amino acids. Gene Ontology annotation, biological process: intracellular protein transport; vesicle-mediated transport. Lineage: Eukaryota; Metazoa; Chordata; Actinopteri; Syngnathiformes; Syngnathidae. The record is from RefSeq and is a predicted model, not a curated record. The transcript has 2 exons.